Messenger RNA from Frankliniella occidentalis (western flower thrips), 846 nucleotides. RefSeq names its product C-factor. The record is from RefSeq and is a predicted model, not a curated record. NCBI's taxonomy places the organism in Eukaryota, Metazoa, Arthropoda, Insecta, Thysanoptera, Thripidae.
CAGUACCUACGUGGUCUGUACAUGGUGACUAAGCUUAUCUGGGGAACUCUUGACACAGCUGCGUAAUCUGUUUUCUAGCCUCUCCCGCCAGAGCCUAGUUGUCCCUCAGGCUACAGACGGGAAGGUUCAGGACGUCCUAAGAUCGAAGUCUUGCAACAGACCAGCAUGUCAUCUGUCUUCAUAACUGGUUCCAAUCGUGGGAUAGGACUGGAGAUUGUAAAGCAGCUCCUUGCCCAUGCUAACCCUCCAGCAACUUUGUUCGCAACCUGCAGGAAUCCAGACUCUGCCACCGAACUACAAGCCCUUGCGAAAAAAUAUUCAAAUUUAAAAAUUAUGAAGCUUGAUGUUCUUGACUUUGACAGCUAUGAAGGUGUUGCAAAAACCAUUAGCGAAAUUGUUGGUAAUAAAGGAUUAAAUGUUCUUAUAAAUAAUGCUGGUAUCAUUCGUGGUAGAAAAGGCAGCCUCUCGUUAGUUAAUGCCCAGGACAUGAUUGAUGUUUAUGCUGCGCUGAAUAUGGCAGCUCGUUCAACAGCAUUUGAACUUGGACCUGAGAAUAUUGUGGUGUUAAGUGUGAAUCCAGGAUGGGUUCAGACAGACAUGGGGACAAGGGCUGCAGAUCUCAAGGUGGAAGAUAGUGUGCGGAGCAUGCUGAAUUUGUUUUAUAAUCUCAAACCUGAAAACCACAACACAUUUGUUCAGUGGGAGGGUAAGACUCUGCCUUGGUAAUGGUAAUACAAGGGCGUUUGUAAUAUCUGAGAUAAACCUGUAAAUUGUAUUUCACAAACCAGUUCACAAUGUUGAAACGUCAUUUUCAAGUAAAGUAUAAUUGAAAUAUUUUCUCACCAA